Messenger RNA from Magallana angulata, 570 nucleotides. RefSeq lists its product as uncharacterized. The coding region runs from base 76 to 516 and encodes 146 amino acids. The record is from RefSeq and is a predicted model, not a curated record. The transcript is spliced from 4 exons. NCBI's taxonomy places the organism in Eukaryota, Metazoa, Mollusca, Bivalvia, Ostreida, Ostreidae.
AUAAGAUGCCGUGUAAGACCUGGAAUUAUCGCACCGCCAUUUUAUUUCGCAUUUGUUAGCAAGAUCGUUUUGAAAAUGUUAAGAUUAGUUGCUGUAGCAAUUCUUGGAGUAAUCGUUUGCCAAGCAUCAACUUUAUACAGAAAUAGGCGUACUGGAACCGCCGAGCAUUGGUGUUGUGAUGUUACCGUUGAGCCAAUAAGAAAAACUGUAACAACAGUUGGCGUUGAACCUCAAAAUGUUACACGAGUUAUUAACACCACCUACCAAAGAGACUGCAAAUUUGGAGAGACCCCAACCUCAGCUGACGGCUGGCUGUGCGAGGAUGUGGUAUCUCAUGUUAUGACAACAACAGAAAUGGUAGAGGUUAAUAAGACGAUGGUUGUUGAAUACCCUGGAAGAUGUCCGGCUCACCAUCUUUCCUGUUGUGAAGGAUAUGAAAAAGUCGGCAACCAGUGCAUAGAUCAAGGAGCAUCUAGUGCUUUGCAAGACCUCUUUAAUGCUGGACUGAUUGGAUGACUUUACUCGAUUAUGUAAUCAGUAAAUUAAUAAAAUCAAACAUUCGUGAUUUAA